AUGCGCCGAUACUAUUAGCAACCCGAGUAAACAUUAGUUUCGGUUGAUAUACAAAACAGGAAAAUUUUGUAAAUCGUACCCUUUGAAAAUGGGUAAAACUUUAUCAACAGUAGCACAGUGGACAUCCGCUGCUGGAUCGAAGCGUCUAGAAUUCUCACCUAAAAAUGAAACUAUUUUAAAUAGCAUAGUAUCUUUUGCCGAAAACUAUGCAUCAAACAAUCCAGAAGAAGCUCAAAUGCUAUUUAAGAAAGCUCUCGUCUGGAAAACCAAGUUGAGACCGAGCGAACUCAAUCUAAAUGCUGAAGGAGACAUGUUCGUUUCCGGUGACAAACACAAAUCUGGACAAUCUUUGAUAACCUACAAGAAAGCUGGGAAUGAAGUUAGCGUUCAUUGCCUACAAAGCCUUAUUCAGCUUUUCUCCUCAGCUGGAGACUGUAAAAUGGAGGAAGCUAGAUUUUGUUUGGAAGGAAAUUCUGAUCCUUUGGCAAAUAUGUGUGGAGAUAGAUUCGCAACGGUCGACAGUGAAGAUAACUCCACCCUUCGUUACGUUGAAGAAAUUCUUAAGAGCAAAGGUCAAGGAAAAGGUGAAGGUGAACAAGACGAAGAAAAUGAAAAAGAAACAGAGAUGCUUAUGAUAAUGAGAAUGGUUAUGACCAUAAUAGAAUUUGAUAAUAAACUAAUGAAAGAUUCAUUAGUUGGAAUGACACAUGAAAUUCGUCUUUCACCUUCCCAAGCAAAUAGAGAAAUAGACCUACUAUCUAAGAUUGCUGGUAAAGAUGAAGAAAAACACGCUCUCCUAGCGAUCUCCUAUACGAAACCCUAUACCUAUGAGUUUGCUAAUGGCUGUAGAGCCCCCUUCCAUGGUCAAUUAAAAGGCGAUUUAUGCUAUACAAGUUGUAAACUACACGAUUCUGAUGAAACUCUUUACGUCACUGCUAAUACUGAUGGAUGGUUUGUCAAUAAGGGGCCAUCUGAUGACAAGGAUAAAGAAUUUCAAAAAGAAGAGGAAUGUUAUCGUUCCCUUGUAGCUCUUCUUAGAGAAAAGAGCGCGAAAUUUGGAGAAAAUAUUGAUAAACAGGAAUUCAAGAAAAAUCAAAAAUCGUCUUUGGAAAAGGAAAUUGAAACAGAGAAUAGAGGUAAAAGAGAUGGAGGAAGAUCAAAUUCUCAAUCAAAGAUUAAGGACGAUGGCGGGCACGAUGAUAGGAAGCAUUUAAAAAAGAAAUCUGAAAGAAAAUUAGAACCGUCAGUUAAAUGGAAAUUGCUGGGAGUGUCUAAAACGGACGAAGAAGAAUCGGAGAAAAAGAAAUAUGGAAAACCUCAGAGUGUCACCAUUAGUAAAGGAUCACCGUUAAGAUAUCAAUCAGAUGAUGAACCCUUUGAAGAAAGUUCAUCCGAAUCUGGUGAAGAAGAAGAAAUUGUUGAACGAAGACCAGAGGCAACUUCAGAUCUGCCUUCCGAAUAUUGGCAAAUUCAGAAAUUGGUUAAAUACCUAAAAGGAGGAAAUCAAACUGCUACAAUGAUUGCCUUAUGUGCACUUCGAGAUUUUAACUUAGCAACAGUCGAAAACUGUCAGCUAGCAGUUAGGGAUCUUGGAGGAUUGGAUGUUCUUAUUAAUCUUUUGGACACUGAGGAGUCCAAGUGUAAAAUGGGAGCGCUUAUUAUUCUUAGAGAUAUCUCCAAUAAUGCUCACAUAAGACGUGCAAUAGCCGAUUUGGGUGGUUUGCAAACUAUGGUGAAAAUUCUCAGAGAUCCAAACAAAGACCUAAAAUGUUUGGCAGCUGAAACUAUUGCCAAUGUAGCUAGGUUUCGUAGAGCACGCAGAACUGUUAGAAGACAUGGAGGUAUUAAGAAAUUGGUUGGAUUAUUGGAUUGUACACUUCCAAAAUCGGAUAAUGUAUCGGAAGAGGAAGAAAAGAAUAUAGAAGUUGCUAGAAGUGGUGCUCUGGCCCUUUGGUCCUGCAGUAAGAGCACUAAAAAUAAAGAAAGUAUGAGGAGAAAUGGAGCAAUUCCGCUGCUUGCUCAACUAUUGAAAUCACCCCAUGAAAAUAUGCUUAUACCCGUUGUAGGAACAUUACAAGAGUGCGCCUCGGAGCAUGAUUAUCGAUUAGCUAUUAGAACGGAGGGAAUGAUACAGGACCUCGUCAAAAAUCUUAAAUCAAAGAAUCCAGAGCUACAAAUGCAUUGUGCCAGCGCUAUUUUCAAGUGCGCAGAAGAAAAAGAAACUAGAGAAUUAGUAAGGAAAUAUGGUGGCUUAAAUCCGUUAGUGUCAUUGUUAGAAUCUAGAGAAGAUAAACUUCUUCUAACGGCUGCCACAGGAGCUAUCUGGAAAUGCUCGAAAUCUAGAGAAAAUGCCCAAAAAUUCCAAGAAUUGAAGACUAUUGAUACACUAGUUAGCCUUCUGCAAGACCAACCUGAAGAAGUUCUUACAAACGUUGUCGGAGCCUUGUCCGAAUUAGCACAAGAUCCACCAAAUAGGUUACAAAUAAGAAAAGCAGGUGGUCUUCCUGCUCUAAUAGAAUUAUUAACAGGAACUAAUAAGGCAUUGUUAGUAAAUGUUACAAAUGCGGUCGGUCAAUGCGCUGAAGAAUCAUCCAAUAUGGACGUAAUCGAUAAGCUAGAUGGAGUAAGAUUACUUUGGAGUCUUUUAAAAAAUCCAUCAACUGAAGUUCAGAGUUCAGCAGCUUGGGCAAUUUGUCCUUGCAUCGAAAACGCCAAAGAUGCUGGAGAAAUGGUUCGUUCGUUUGUUGGAGGUUUGGAGUUGAUUGUCAACCUCCUAAAGUCUGAUGACAAAGAAGUUUUGGCGUCAGUUUGCGCAGCAAUAGGUCAUAUAGCUAAGGAUGAAGAGAAUUUAGCAGUUAUUACUGACCAUGGCGUGGUUCCAAUGCUCGCCCAACUAACUAAUAGAACAUCAGACAAGUUAAGAAGGCACUUAGCAGAGGCCAUAGCUAGAUGUUGUAAUUGGGGGAAAAAUAGAGAGUCGUUUGGUAACGCAAAAGCUGUUGCUCCCCUUGUCAAAUAUCUUAAGUCAAAAGAUAUGGACGUGCAUAGAUCAACUGCCUGUGCUCUUCACGAAUUGAGUAAACAUCCCGACAAUUGUAUUACAAUGCACGAAAACGGAGUAGUAAAGUUACUGAUUGACAUGGUCGGUUCAAAAGACGAUAUUCUCCAAGAAGCUGCAGCCGGUUGUAUUGGAAAUAUAAGAAGGCUAGCAUUGGCAAAUGAACGUUCUAAGCACAAAUAACUCUUUAACAUCCAAUCAUAAUUACAGGUUUUUUUGCUAUAAUCACUUAUUUAAUUAAUAAAAGAAUAUGUAUACUGAAUAUCUGUUAUUUUUAUUAUUUAGUAAAUAAACGGGUUUUAUUUCGU
Molecule: messenger RNA, 3366 nt
Organism: Dimorphilus gyrociliatus
Lineage: Eukaryota; Metazoa; Annelida; Polychaeta; Dinophilidae
Source: the annotation of a GenBank genome assembly